GGACAGUAAAUGUAUUUGCAGUAUGUAGUGUUUGUACAUUAUCAGCGGUCAUAGAAGCGGUGCAAACGUUUCCUUGGUUCACGAAUUAGACACUCGCCUGUAGUCUAAAAUAAUAUAUAUAUGAGUUUGAAAGCAUGGUAAUGUAUCGGAAGUUUUUACCUUUGUUAAGGUGCAGUGAAUAUGGUCAGUGUCGUUGAUCACAAUAAAUACAUUGUCUUGUGAGAAAGGUUUCAGAAAAGACGGAGUGCAUUAUUGAUCAUCAUUGUAGGCUUACUUUGAGCAUUUAAUGCCUUCGGUAUCAUCUGUCAAAAUACCCAGACAGGUUGCUAAAUAUAAUUAGCAACUUAUUGUAGUUACCUAUGAUAUUAAAAAUGACCAUCUACUGUAGUUGACACCAACAGAUUUGCUGUCUCGAUGAAGUCCGCGCGAUAAUGCAGCAGGUUCAAGAACUGAAGAUAGUCGGAUAAGUAAUGGUCUAACAUGGAUAGAGAUCUUCUACGCCAGUCGGUUGCGUGCCAUGGGCACCCCCUUUUUUCCCUUUUAAAAAGUGAGCAGUGUGAGAACCCUGACUUUCAGUGCGUUUUGGGAGACCUGUCAAAAACUGUGCAUUACAGAAAGGAGAAAAAAUCUGGAAAUGGUGUUGUGGAGCAGUUUAUUGCAAGGAAGGCUGAUUUGCUGUUUGCUCCCUCUUGGAAGCCUGAUGGAUCAUUAAUAAAUGAAGAUGAAAUGGCAGAGACCUAUGCUGUUAUGCCCCCCCUUGAGCAGUUCAUGGAGGUGGCCAGUUGUGACCGAAGAGACAUUUUCUUUCGAGAUCUUGAACGUGGGGAUGUUGUCAUUGGCCGUAUUAAUUCCAUAAGAGAGUUUGGAUUCUUCCUUACUUUGAUUUGUUUAAAGACUGGUUUGAUAAGAGACAUUGAGGAUCUUGAAAUAACAGCUCUUUGUCCAUUGAGAGAUGUGCCUUCACUUGGUACCCAUGAAGAUCCUCUGUCAUACUACCACAUUGGAGAUCUUAUUCAAGCGGGAGUUAAAGACAUUGAUCGAUAUCAUGCAAAGCUGACUGUUUCACUGCAGAGUUCUUCUCUUCCACCUGACCUGUCGCAUCUUAAACUUGGGGUUAUAAGUGUAGAUGACAUGCCUGCCCAUUACAGACUAAGUGUUGAUGUUUCCAGCAGUACCACAGAGACUUAUGAAAAUGUUUUACAGAAUACAACAGGCUUUGCAAAUCCAUCAGUUGUUGAAUUUUUAUUGGGAAAACUAGGCCUUAGUGAAACAGAGCCUCCUUCUCUUAUGAGAGGGUUGCAAAGCAAAAAUUUUUUAGAAGAUGAUUAUUGGAAGUCAAUCAGAAAGAAGCAAUCUGCAUCUUGGGCACUAAAAUGUGUGAAAAUUGGAGUGGAUCAUUUUAAAUCCGGUCGGCAUGUGGAAGCAAUGAAUGAAUAUAACAAAGCUUUGGAGAUAGAUACAUGCAAUGUAGAAGCACUGGUGGCACGUGGUGCUUUGUAUGCUACAAAGGGCAGCUUAAGUAAAGCUAUUGAAGACUUUGAGCUUGCAUUAGAGAACUGUUCAACACAUAGAAAUGCAAAAAAAUACCUCUGCCAGACAUUAGUGGAAAGAGGAAGACAGCUAGAAGAUGAAGAAAAGCUUGUAACUGCAGAGGGACUAUACAGGAAGGCACUGGCUUUGGAUGAGACCUUUCAGGAAGCAGAAGAAGCAUUAAGGAAAUUACAGAAACAUAUCCAGAAAUCCCUGCAGUUAAAAGAAGAGGAGGCAGCAAAAGAAAAAGAAAAGCAUAAAACUGUGAAAACAAGUGCUGCAGAAAAAUUGCGUAAGCUAUUAAAAGAAGAAAAAAGAUUAAAGAAAAAAAGAAAAAGAUCUUCUUCAUCAACAUCUUCUUCAACUAGUAGUUCAGCUGACUCCUCUUCCUCUUCUCACAAAAAGGGCAAAAAAAGAAAGAGAAAGCAUUCUGAUUCAUCAGUCCGUGAUAAAAAGCACAUUUGCAAGGCAGAUUCACUAGAAGGAAGAUCUGUUGAUGGUAAAGAGGAAUUGUAUCCACUUCCAACAAACACAUCUGCAUCUUUCAUGAAUCGGGAAAUAACUGAUGAAAUAAAGUGGCAAGAAAAAUCUGUCUUGCAGAUGGAUGUAUUCAAGGGAAAAGGCUAUUCUCGCUCAAUGUCGUCGUCAUCUGUAGAGAUCCUUGAGGAUGGACGAGGUAGGUCAGAUGACUCUAUAGAUUCUUUUCAUAGUAGCAAAGUAUAUGCUUUUACCAGUAAAGGAAAAACAAGAUAUAGUUUAGAUGGAAAAUACCCAGAUUAUAAGUAUAAUCCACCAAACCCCUUGCAUGAUAAAAGAAGAGAAAAGGACAAAGAGGAGCUGAGCAUCAUUUCGAAGCAUCAUUCCCAAGAUUUGAGCACUAAUUAUGAUUUGUCCAGAAAUUUUGAUAAAAGCCGAUCUCGGAAGUAUUCUUCCUCUUCAGUAGGUUCUGAAUACUCUCACACAUCUGAUAGAUAUGGAAACAAACAACGAGAUUCUUAUUCUCAGGACAAUAACAGUAGUAAAUCCUAUACUGGAAAGCAUAACCUUGAAGACAAAGAUAAUUCAAACCAAGGCAAUAAAAGAAAUUCUGUCAGUGGGGCGAAAUUGCAUAAUGAAGAAAGUAUGCUGCCAGUGGACAGAAAAAAGAAUAGUACCAGUGUUCCAGAAACAAGUUCAAAAAGGAGCCUUCCAUCAAAUUUGUUAGAUAUAUUUAGCCAGAUUGCACAGUUUGAAAAAGAGAAAUGUAUAAAAAAAUAAAACUUCUUUAAAUGUCA
Molecule: messenger RNA, 2804 nt
Organism: Erpetoichthys calabaricus (reedfish)
Lineage: Eukaryota; Metazoa; Chordata; Cladistia; Polypteriformes; Polypteridae
Gene: ttc14
Product: tetratricopeptide repeat domain 14
Exons: 13
Coding region: 481-2787 (768 amino acids)
Molecular function (GO): nucleic acid binding; protein binding
Source: RefSeq, a predicted model, not a curated record